Messenger RNA from Drosophila novamexicana, 3103 nucleotides. RefSeq names its product prolyl 4-hydroxylase subunit alpha-1-like. Gene Ontology annotation, biological process: peptidyl-proline hydroxylation to 4-hydroxy-L-proline. The coding region runs from base 15 to 3053 and encodes 1012 amino acids. Gene Ontology annotation, cellular component: endoplasmic reticulum. Gene Ontology annotation, molecular function: procollagen-proline 4-dioxygenase activity; L-ascorbic acid binding; protein binding. NCBI's taxonomy places the organism in Eukaryota, Metazoa, Arthropoda, Insecta, Diptera, Drosophilidae. The transcript is spliced from 14 exons. The record is from RefSeq and is a predicted model, not a curated record.
AUCUACAUUAUUUGAUGUGCUUACUAGUUCUACACAGAGCAGAUUCUUAUGGGAUACUGGAGGAUGUUGCCAUGUCCGUCGCGGGCUUAGACAGCUUAAUACAUGCCCAAAGCCUAUUUAUAGAAGAGCUCUACGACUAUACCGUGGCUUUGCAGUCAACCAUUUACACAAUGGAGAGAUGCUUGUUUGAAGUGAGCUCAAAGAUACAACAGUGGAGGGCUGAUCCCGAGGCAUAUCUAGCCAAUCCCUUGAACAGUUUUGCGCUGAUACGGCGCCUCCAUGAGGAUUGGAGUUACAUUGAGACGUAUAUGCAACAUCCAGUAAGUUCGGAGUAUGCUGACAAUGUGUAUGGGCUUUUUGAGGACUAUGCGCCCACAGCCACAGACCUGGAGGAUGCCAUGAAGGCCAUCAUACGAAUACAAGACUGCUAUGACCUGGAGGCGGCGCAGCUGGCCAAUGGUCUGAUUGAUGGCAAGCAAUACGAUGCCCAGCUAAAUGCUCUUGACUGCUUUGCUAUGGCCGAGUUUUGCAAGGAGAAGCCACUUUUAAGCAAUGCUGUGGCCUGGUACAAGGAAGCUCUUGAAAGAUAUAACUAUAGCCAAGAUAACGAUCUAUAUGAUUCAGUUUAUAAGCUAACAGUGAAUGAUUUUUAUGGAAAAUAUGCCAACAAGCUUGCCGAAUACAAUAACAAUAAGGAGGCUUUAAAUGUGCUCAACAAAGCCGCUGAUUUACAUAAUGUACUCUGGCUACAGCGAAGAAUCCUGGAAGAUUCCGUGCGGCAUCUUAGCACAGGCUAUACGUUUGAAAAAGAUCCUCUGAAUUCCAUGCAAAUCGGUUGCCGAGGCCAGUUUCCAAAUUUAAUGCAAAUGUAUUGUUACUAUCAAAAUUCCAAGGAACCUUUCCUAAUAUUGGCACCGCUCAAAGUGGAAUUACUAAACAAUGAGCCUUACGUGGCACUAUAUCACGAUGUCAUCUAUGAAAAUGAAAUUAAAGAACUGUUGAGCGUAAAUCUUGCCAGCAUGAGACACGAUCGAACUACGGAUCAUAAAAACUCGGUUAAGUACACAACCGUGACGAGGCACCUGGAUGAUGUGCUCAAUCAUCGUGUUAUGGAUAUGACAGCCAUGAACGUGGCUUCCGAAAAGGACUUUCUGCUUAUCAACUACGGCAUAGGUGGCCACAUAAGAGCACUCUCCGAACAGCAGCGGCAACUGAACAAUGUCAUGGCCUCCAUUAUAUUUUUCCUAAGUGAAGUGCCGCAAGGUGGUGACACUAUUUUGCCAGAACUGGAAAUUGCCAUCAAGCCAAAAAAAGGUGCCGCAUUAGUAACGCAUCAUUUGGACAAGCAGCUAAAAAUUGAUCUUAGCUCGGAUCAUUUGUCGUGCCCCGUCUUGGUGGGCUCCAUGUGGAAACACGCCAAAACAUUAUCAGUUUGCCAUCCGAUUGGCUUCGAAGUGCAUAUAAUGAAGUUCCUACUCGCAGUUAUUUGUUUCUCAAUCUUGGUUUAUGGCACGCUUGCUAAUGGCCCGAAAAAUUACACGACAGAGCUGUAUAGCAGCUCCAUUGUGGGACUGUUAAAGCUGUUAGAUAUUGAGGAUAAGUUUGUGGCUAAUCUGCAGGAAUAUGCUGAAGCCCUGGAGGAAAGGUUGGAAACGCUACAAAUCUUUUUAAGGACACUGAAUCGUGAUGCUCUUAAGAACCCAAAAGAACAAGAGCAAUAUGUCUCAAAUCCGCUGAACGCAUUCGGACUUAUUCGACGCAUACGGCAAGACUGGCGCGCAUUACAAGUCUUGAUGGGGGCAAAGGCAGGUGCAGCACAGCUGGCAGCUAUGACAGAGCUUUUGGCCAAAGCGCCAACUGAGCAUGAUAUGGAAGAGUCGCUGGUGGGCAUAAAUCGCAUCGAGCUGACCUAUGACCUCAGUGCAAUUGACAUAGCAGAAGGACGCCUGCAGGGCAAGCAAUUCAACAAUACACUUUCGAUACGUGACUGUUUGGCCAUAGCUAAUCACAAUUAUGACAACAAGGACUACGGCCGGGCUUUGAUGUGGUACCACAUUGCAUUAAGGCGCGAAAACGAGCCGAAUUUUUUGACCUACAAUAAAAUUUUGGGUAGGCCCCUAAACGGUAUCCGUCGCAGAUUUGCCAGAGCGCGUCUAUUGCAAGGUAUGCCGUUCGUUGAGCCCACACUGAAUAAAACAGAAACGCUGGAAAAAGUAGAUGCAAUACUGAAGGCAACCAACGCAAGUCAAUUGGAUAACUUCGUAAAUGAACUUUUAGAACAUGAUGACAUGGACAUUUUGGGGGUAAACCUACUAAAAUCAAAGCCGACAGCCCAUUAUUUGGGCUGUCGUGGCCUUUUUCCCAAACCCAAAAAUCUAAGUUGUCGGUACAACUCGACAACCACACCGUUUCUGCGACUGGCGCCACUCAAAUUGGAGGAGAUCAGCCACGAUCCAUAUAUAGUCAUGUAUCAUAGUAUGCUCUCCGACAGCGAGAUCGAGAAAUUGAAGCGCCUAAGUGUGCACAUGGAAAAUGGCCUAUCGAGUACGGAUAAGCCGAAUAAUACAGAGCCGAUCGACAUCGUAGCACGUGCUGGCUGGCUGGUGGAGGCGACACCGUUUCUGGAGCGCAUCAAUCGACGCAUCACUGACAUGACGGGCUUCGAUGUGCAAGAUAUGUGGACUGUACUGUUGGCUAACUACGGCAUAGGCAGCUACUUCAAGCCCCACUACGACUACAUGUACGGUGGGCGUGUGUCUGGUGAGGCCGUUGCCGUGCUGGGCGAACGUAUAGCCUCUCUGAUAAUCUAUGCGAGCGAUGUCGCCCAAGGUGGGGCCACCAAUUUUCCCGACAUUCAAGUUGCAGUUCAGCCCCAGAAGGGCAACAGCCUGUUUUGGUAUAAUAUGUUUGAUGACGGCACACCGGAUCCUCGUUCCCUGCACUCGGUAUGCCCUACUAUUGUGGGUUCCAGAUGGAUGGUUGCACAUGUGGCCCCAGAUGUUUAUCAAGCCCUGCUACGGAAGGCCAUCGAAAUAAGACUCGAAGAUAAUUAAAAUGAUUUACUUUUUAGUGAUUCUUAAUUCCCUUAAAAUUCAUAUACAUA